CGAAGUCAAGAAGAAGAUUAAGCAUGAGACGCCAAUAAGGAAGGAAAUAAGUUGGCCAACUUAGACGGCGAUGGUUAUGGUUAUUAUGGCUGCCCCUAAUUUCUAACCCUUCUCCUUCUCCAAACCUUUUGCCUUUCCCUUUCCCUUUCCUUAUAAAUUCCCACGUCAAAACGUGCCUUCGCCGCUGCACCUUUCUUCAUCCUUCUUCUAUUUCCCCCUUCCCAAGAACACCCAUUUUGUUCUCUCAAUUGCCAUGGCCACCGCCAACAGAUGGUUGAAGCCUGAGGUGUAUCCUCUCUUUGCUACGGUUGGUGUGGCCGUUGGCAUCUGUGGUAUGCAGCUUGUUAGAAACAUAACCACCAAUCCUGAAGUCAGGGUUACCAAACAGAGGAGAGCUGCUGGAGUGCUUGACAACUUUGAAGAAGGUGAGAAGUAUGCAGAGCAUGGGCUUAGGAAGUUCCUCAGAACAAGGCCCCCUCAGAUUAUGCCUUCCAUCAACAAAUUCUUCUCAGAUCCAAACUAAAUCCAAUUCUGAUACCAACCUUUGAAUUUUGUUCCAAAUAAUGAAGUGAUAUUCAAACUGAUGGUGUAUGAUUCUUCUGUUAUUUUUAUAAGGGAAACCGAACCCGAAAAUUCCG
Cucurbita pepo subsp. pepo (vegetable marrow) is the source of this 638-nucleotide messenger RNA. RefSeq lists its product as uncharacterized. The record is from RefSeq and is a predicted model, not a curated record. NCBI's taxonomy places the organism in Eukaryota, Viridiplantae, Streptophyta, Magnoliopsida, Cucurbitales, Cucurbitaceae.